This is a messenger RNA of Lactuca virosa, 2076 nucleotides long. NCBI's taxonomy places the organism in Eukaryota, Viridiplantae, Streptophyta, Magnoliopsida, Asterales, Asteraceae. The record is from the annotation of a GenBank genome assembly.
AUGUUUCGGUUUUCAUGCUUUCAUUCUCCCACUCAUGCUCAGAAACCCAAGAAAACGGUUCAAUUGCCUACGGAAGCAAUGCAAAAAACAUUGGAAGAUUACCAUGUAAAGCAACCCAAGAAAGAUCCUGUCUCUUUAAAAGAAUCUCCCGAAGGCAAAAAUGCUACUUCAUCUCCCUCUUCCAUGGUUCAAGAUUGGAAAUCCGAAGGACUUAAAAGCACAAAUGACAACUACAGUGAAGAUGGACACCAAAUAAAAACAAUGAGGAAGAGUGUGUCUCUAGGAACCGGCCUAGCACACUAUCAAGACAUGCCACCUGGCGAUGAGUCAUCAUCUUCUCAUAACAAUCAUAGUGAUUCCGGAGGUCAAAAUGACGAAAAAGAAGAGUAUCAUAAUGCUCAGGCUUCAAUUUCUCCUCAGAUAAGUUCAAAUUUGGUUAACCACACAUCGGAACUUUCGCCGGAAAAUUCCGAGAUUCGGUUUUCCGGCGAAGGUACCGCCGGUUCUGGCAGCCAGACACCACCGUGUACUACUCCACAUGCUAUUGUGAAAUCAAAUUCAUUGCCAUAUUUGCAUUCGGAUCACUCAAAUGUUGUUCAUCAAUCUCAAUCUUCUGAGGACUUGAAGGCAUUCGAUUCAAGACCAGAUAAUUCCGAUAACAAUUCCGGCGAAAUCUCGCCGGAAAAUGACAGUGAAGGUCAUGAUGAUAAAAUUGAUGGCGAUGAUGGUUAUGACUAUGUGGAUUCUGCAAAAGACUGGAUUGUCCCUGCGGUGGAUGAACUAGGGAAGGGUAAAAGCGUCCAAGAAGAUUAUUCAGAUUGUCGGUGGGAGGAAUUGCCUAAUGAGGAUUUCAAGAUUAAACGUAUUGAGAAAUGGGUUUUGGAUCUUCAACAUUGUUCUUCUUUGGAAGAAACAAAUGUUGUUUCCGACAUUAUUGAUCAACAUGGGCAAAAUGGUAAAAGUGUCGUCUUGGAUCCCAUGGCAGCUUCGAAAAAUGACGCAAAAGCCCUUUUGGGUAUGGAUGCUGCUAAGAGAUAUAUUUCUAGUUUGGGUGCUUCGGCCACAUCAGCACAGCUUUCAAACCAUGGAUUAGUUGUUAUCCCUUUUCUCAGUGCUUUCACAAGCCUUCGCGCGCUUAAUUUGUCAGGAAAUUCAAUAGUGAGGAUAACUUCAGGUGCACUUCCUCGUGGACUCCAUAUUUUAAAUAUUUCAAAGAACAGUAUUUCCACCAUUGAAGGUCUUCGAGAACUCACUAGACUACGUGUACUUGAUCUUAGCUACAAUCGUAUUCUUAGAAUUGGACAUGGUCUUGCAUCAUGUUCUUCAUUAAAAGAACUGUACUUAGCUGGAAACAAGAUAAGUGAGGUGGAGGGUCUACAUCGUCUCCUAAAACUGAACGUCUUGGAUCUUCGUUUCAACAAGCUGUCCACCACAAAAAGCCUGGGCCAGCUUGCAGCCAAUUACAACUCCUUACAAGCAAUCAGUCUAGAAGGCAACCCUGCUCAGAAAAACAUAGGAGAUGAACAGCUGAAGAAGUUUCUACUUGGUCUUCUUCCUCAUCUUGCUUACUUCAACAGACAAUCAAUCAAAUCUGGUACCAUGAAAGACUCGGCUGACCGAGCUGCCCGGCUUGGGAUUUCUGCUCAUCAGAUUGAGCGUGGGGUAAGGGCGGAAUCGAAAAAGUCAACACAUGGAAGGAAAAGUCAACCGGCGGCUGGUCGUGGGCGGCAUGGGCGGUUGCCGCCUAGUGGGGUGAAGGUGACGGGUGAUAGGCAGCAGUUUCAUGAUGCGAGUACGAGUCUUUUGAGCUUUAUGCCGGAUCUUGCGAUGAGAAGAGCUCAUAGUGAAGGGUUGUUGAGAGCUGUUUGAGAUUGGAGAAUAAUGGAAGUUUGAUGAUUUGAGUGUGUUUUUUUGUUUUGGAUUUGGAGUUUGGAGUUUGCAUUUGUGGUUGUUUAUUGUGAUAUGAUUGUUUUCAUUCUGUUAGUUUGGGAAAACAUUGUUGUUUUAUUUGGAUUGGAUGAUUGUUUAUUUAUUUGAUACUUCUGAUUGGAAAUCAAGCAUUGAAAAUUCUAAAUA